Messenger RNA from Linum trigynum, 282 nucleotides. Lineage: Eukaryota; Viridiplantae; Streptophyta; Magnoliopsida; Malpighiales; Linaceae. The record is from the annotation of a GenBank genome assembly.
AUGUACGAAGAGAGGAGGAAGAAAGAAGUUGCUUAUUUGUCAGAUAUCUACAACUCGUCUCUUAAGGCUGGAAUCGACUCUCCCCAUAGGCACCAAUCUUCAAAUUUCAGAAGAAGUCGAGAGGGUGAAGGGACACAGAGAUCAUCGGCUAGGAAAGACAUAUCAAGAUCGGGAAGCUAUGCUCGAUCGGGAGAGGUUGAAGCCAGCGGGUCGUCUUCAGCGGGGAGAAGGGUCUCGGAAGGGAACCAUCACUACAAAAUUAGGAAGCAUAGAGGACAGUAA